This is a messenger RNA of Pollicipes pollicipes, 567 nucleotides long. It is a transcript of the gene ND-MLRQ, whose product is annotated as NADH dehydrogenase (ubiquinone) MLRQ subunit. The record is from RefSeq and is a predicted model, not a curated record. The transcript has 3 exons. Gene Ontology annotation, cellular component: respiratory chain complex IV. Lineage: Eukaryota; Metazoa; Arthropoda; Thecostraca; Pollicipedomorpha; Pollicipedidae. The coding region runs from base 141 to 383 and encodes 80 amino acids.
UUGCUCAAGUUCUUGCCUGCGUUCUUCAGCCAGCGGUGACGAUAGGUGUAUCGGGCACGCCACAUAAAGCGUUGCAUUGCAUUGGAUCGACCGUCCAGUUGGCACAUUUUAUCGUUCAGAUACUGCAAUUGUUGUCAAAGAUGCAGGGGCUGAGUGCUACCAGCUUGAAGAGGCAUCCAGCUCUGGUGCCGCUGUUCGGCGCCCUCGGCUUCGGCGUCGCGCUGGCCACCUUCUACACCAUCCGGCUGGCCACGCGGAACCCGGACGUCUCCUGGCGGCGCACCUCCAACCCGGAGCCCUGGGAGGAGUACAGGAACUACCAGUACAAGUUCAUGAACACGGCUAACCACGACUACACCAAAAACCCGGCGCCCAAGUUCUGAGCCGGCCGUCGGCCGGGACGGGUAGUGAUUGUGUGAUCCCCGCCGUGUUUGUACGGCGGUGUGGCGGUGUGGGGUGGGACCGCGGCCGCCUCGGGCAGACGCCAAGGAUGAUCGGGUCCAAGUGGCGUGUGUCGCACGCCUGGAGCUCGAACGCCGUGACUGUCAAAUAUACUAUACGGAUGUA